AUGGACUCUGUAGCUUACGGCCUCCUCACACGGCCCGUCCUCAAAGCAGUCUUUCCCUCCGAGAACCCCAUCUCGUCCCACACCCCUGCCUCCCCAGUGUCUACCGGGGCGACUUCUCCCUCCUACACCCACUCUCCCACCGCUGCCGGCCCCCCUGUCCUGCACCCAGCGAUUGAGCCGCCCAGAGCACGCGAACAGGCCCCCCUCGAUUUCCCAGAGCCCACUCUCCGGCAAGACAUUGAGCCGUUGGCCCCCGCCCCCGAGCAGCCCAGUCCAAUUCAGGCCCCAGUCUCCAAAGACGAACCUGUGGAAAGUCCGGCUAUUGAGCAACCAACCGAACAAGCCACACACACAAACAUGGCCGUAGUCGCCCCCCAGCCCCAGCUGGACCAUGACAGCGCUCUCGCCAACCAAGCUUCCGGCUUGGAUCUCAAUGACCGUCCCGUUAGUCGUGCCACUCAGCGCACAGCACCCAAGACCUACCACGGCGGCCCUGGCUACGGACCGUGGUCUGCUCAGUCUGAACAAGAGCCUUUGCAGGCUCAAAGGACUGGCCCGCAAUUCGCCGGGAGUCAAUACGGUGAAAGGGAAUUGCAGAAUGGUUACGGUGGUGACAACCAGGUCGCCUUGGGUUCGGCUCUUGCUGCCGACCCUUCCGAGUUUAGAGAGGAGGGUUAUGAAGAAGAGAAACAGCAACGACCCGCUUUCAACCAAACUCCCUCUAGGUCGUAUGUCAACGCUGUCCCUAUUGUCACCAACUAUGAGCCACAGCUCCCGGCCGCCUUGGCGGGAAACAGGCGCUCAGUGGCCGGGUCCACCAAGGCCCCCAGCGUAAAACGCGCUUCUUCGCGAGCCGGAUCCAUUGACGGUACCUCUCCUGUCAAAUCCCAGUCAAAGCGUGCGUCCAGAGCCGGUUCUGUGAGAUCCAGCAAGGGCGGGUUCAACAAUAACGGCGUCAACAAUUUUGCCGCCGUCGACCAUCACUCCAACGGCGGCGGCUACGAAGAGCCCCAUGCGGCACAAAACAUUUCUCGUCCCCUCUCCCGAGCCGCCUCUACCCGAUCCAACCGCCGCAACAAUUUCGGCCCUGAAGCUGGAGCGGCAGGUGUAGGGGCUACCGCUGGGGGUCUCUAUGUCGGAGAGUACGUGUCUCAGGAAAAGCAGCAACAGUUGCAAGGCGCCAAUGGCGGUCCCCGUCAAUACCAGGACGGCGGACACCAGAACAGGACCACUUUCCAAGAGCCGCAACAACAGUAUUAUCAGCAGCAGCCCUUGCCCGGUCGCGCCCUUUCUCCAACUCCCCGUCCCCAUUCUGCCUAUGGCAACCGCGGGCUCGGCGCAAUCAACGAGGGCCAAAACGACGGCUAUGCGAAUGGCAGGGAGUCUAGAGCUGAAGGUCACCUUGGUAGGAGCGGCACUGUGUUGAGCAGAGCCGGUACUCUGGAGGAAAGGAAUGGUACUUUGACCAGAAGCGGGACUGUCGGAAGUCGAAGAGGCGCGUUCGGAAAAGGUACUGGGACGAGCAUUGGGACUCAGCCGGAGGAGGUGCUGGCUCGAGACGAUAUUCACACCCGGGCCGAGCUCUCUGAACGGGUCUUGGACGAAGCCACUCUCCGAAGGUUGUCUACCAUGGAAAAGAAAGACGCCAAGCGCCUGGCCAAGGUCAUUAAGAAGGAAGCCAAAGAAGAAGCCAAGUCUGUCCAAGCCUCCAUCAAGGAGCUCGAACGCAUGGUCAAGCUCCAGAAAGAGGCUGCCUCUGCAGAGCGCAAGUCUCAGCUCAGCCUAUCCAAGUGGACCGCCAGGGAACACAAGGCGAGACUGAGGUUUUUGAAGGAAAAGGAGAGGUAUGAGAAGCUGGAAGGUGAAUUGAGGAAUGCGGAGAACGACUAUGAGGAGAGGAGGGAUCACGCCGCUGGGUUGACCGCACAGGUGGCUGAAAAGACCUCCGACCUCGACUUGCUCCGAGGCCAAAAGGCCGCCGACGAUCGUGAGAGAGAGGUCAAGCUUCUGGCUCUCAAGAACCCCGCUCACAGCUAA
Molecule: messenger RNA, 2037 nt
Organism: Cryptococcus wingfieldii CBS 7118
Lineage: Eukaryota; Fungi; Basidiomycota; Tremellomycetes; Tremellales; Cryptococcaceae
Exons: 6
Coding region: 1-2037 (678 amino acids)
Source: RefSeq, a predicted model, not a curated record